GAUCUUUAUGGUUUGAUUUAGCGGGUUGUGUCCUCAUCGACCCGUAUCGAUAAGCACUGGGAAAACAGAAAGACGGUAUAUUGACGUUUUUCGCUGGUGAUCAACCAUUCAUGAACGAUUGCAGCAAACCGCAGUGCGGCAUUCCUCCUUGGUUGUGCAGGAGAUGUGAUUGCGCACGGUGUUGGAAACGCUGUAAUGUACGGAACGCUCAUUCCGUUGUGACGUGAGCGUGCACUGUAACAGCAUUGCAAGAUCAGCUUCUGGAUGUUAUGCAUUUUUGACGAUCCUGCUCGCAUUGUAUGAUUGAGGAAGCGAAUGAGUUACCUUAGAUUCAGCACGAUACAUUCUGAUCGUUUGGCGAGGCCUCAUCAAAUACCACUCAAGGUAAAUUGAUGGCUAGAGUUGAAUGCAUUUCUUCGUACUGUGAAAGGAUACUUAACACUAAUGGUGCGCUUUGAAGGAUGCGCAUUUGCUCGCUUUGAGAGGGAAGACGACGGUUCCAAGUGCCAAACAAAUGGAGCUCAGAAUCACAACAUGAAACAAAAAGUGCAAGUCUUUGGAGGAUUAUUCCCCGAUUAGUUCGUGGCGGGUUUGUUCUUCUUGCAUACCUCGGUUUCAGGUGAAGGAUAAAGAAGCAGUUUUGUUAAAUUUGUUUCACUGUUGCAGUUUUCAGGUCAUGCAAUCAAUGCGAACUGUGCGAAACUCUUGGUAUGUCACGGCAAAUUUUGCAACCUUUGGUGUAAACUUGAAAGGAUACAAUUUGGAACCACAAAAAAGGGGCGCAAUUAUCACUCUCCUCGUGUGAGUUAAGGAUAGGAUAAAUAGAUACCAUUAGUUGACAUCGAUUUUUAAAAAGGUCGGAAAUUUACACUUCUGGAGUCUCUCUGUAAGUUCGAUAAAGGAACACAAUAUAUAUAUAAUCAUAUAAUCAGUUGACAGGUUACAUAAUCUCUGGCUACAAAACAAACGAUUCCGUCUUGUUUGUCUGAUACGAUACCGGCAAUGUGAUAUUCUGAGAGUUCUUUUGAUUGUUAUCCUCAUGUUUCCAUCAUCCAACGAACGUCAUAAUGUCAUUAGCGGGAAGCUGCCGACCGCUUGUUUGGAUUAAUUUGGCAAUGUAAUAUUUUUCGAAUCAAUGUGAAUAGCCCUUGUUUGGAAAAUGUCACGGCGCAUGCUCAUUGCUUGUUACGGAACUGAUAAAUUGGUACGAACAGCUCCUUGACUUGAACUGCACCGUUUGUGUGGGUGGCUGUGAAGUACGCCGGUGGUUAAUUCCAAGACCAAUGCGACAACACGGCCGACCUGGCAAGUCCCCCUUGUCCGACCAGAACGUACACUACAUUACGCUAAGGAUAUGCCCUCUGACCAAGAUCCGACUGACAGCCCACCACCGACUGGGGUUAACUUGGGCCAGUGAGACUACGUUUCAAGUGCCAUUGAGGUUGAUCAACUUGGUGUCCAUACCGAUGUGGAUUCUCAGAUACUGUCUGAUUUUAUUGCUGAUGUUUGUAAGCUGUAAGUGCUCCCAUCCAGUAGACAGGAUACACAAACGACACGUACACAGACUAUUACGACAGAUUAAACAAAUAGAAAUGUCUCAACAGACGUCAAAGGAAAAACCGUCGUUAUUAAACAUAAUCAAGAAAUCACGAGAGAAACGGGGAGCACUAACGGCAGAACAGAGAAAGCAGUGUUGUCCAUAUGUCACCGAAACGAUAUCCCCGUUGGGGGGUUUCGAUCGCUCAAAUAGAAUAUUACAGUUAUAUCGGGACAAGAGAACAACACAAAAAUUUUACCAAACACGAUGUCUGUCCGGCAUUGAAAAUCAUCCGUGUAAAUUUGCUGAAAAAAGUAUAGCUGCUGACACGCAUUGCGUUCAGAAGGACACGUACCAGUAUGCUGUGGUAAGAGACUUUGGGGUGCCGCACCAACCCUAUCGAAUAGACUUCAUCCGGGUGAAAAGUGCCUGCACGUGUGAGAUGGUGCUGUAGCGUAACAUUUUCCAGGGUGUGUCGUGAUGACGCAGUACUGUACGAGAUUGUGGUGGGAAUUUGCAGUUGCUUGACGCUGGACUGGUACAUUCCAGUUCAGGAUCUACAAAGACGAGAAGUCCAUGACCGAGCGUAUGAUCCCCGAGUUGCAAGGUCUUGAUUUGAAAACGAAAGGAAAUUUGUGAUGGAAUUCAACAUCUAAAGUCGACAGUUAUCUCUUUAGCCAAUAUUGUUGAUUUCAGAGAUAUGGGAUCUCGGUGCCCGACCAUUACGAUAUUGACCAGAGUAUCCGCAAAUAAGUCGUGGUAUGGUAUUACACCUUGUAGGUCAGACGUACAUCGUGUGGAUUCUCUGAAAGGAAGUUAUUUGAAUAAGUCAGCUGAAAGUAGAGUGAAUGGGUAUGUUCAUAAGUCCUGUGGUUACUGUUCUGAAGCUGAGACCUUAGGAACGCUUCUAAACGAGAUUUCGGCUCACAGUAGUGGUAUAAUCUUAAGGUUGUCGUGAUAUGAGUUUGAGAUCGGAGGAUAGGAUGUCCUUUUGUCGUUAUAGACGAAUGUGUCCGUGUGGGGUAAAACGAACAGCGACAAUUCUGUUGGUAUGCGCAUACAUGACGGAGUCAAGGGUGAAACAGCAGUAACUAUAUAAAUCUGACAUUAAAGAUGAUCGUCUGUCACAACUGUUUCAUCGGGGUGUAUAUGUAUUUACCUAUAGAGAAUGCCAUCGUUCAACAUUUGCGAACCAUUAGACAAUGGAUAUCAUCUUGAGAUUUCAGGAGGAUAUAAUUAUCAUAUCAAACAUCAACAAGCCAAAGAUGACAAUAUCUGAAGCCUUUUUGGCAUAAGACACAGAGCACUCGAAAAACUAUAAUGGGUAAUUACCAAUGUAGCCUCAUGCACAUUAUAUGUGAACAUCGGGAUGGAAAACGGUGUGUAUAUACCUCAUGGGUAUCUGCAGUUGAGGCUUUCUGGUUCGGAUGCCAAAAUGAUGAGCUGAUUUAAUUAGCGAUUUAAAAACAGUGGCAUUGGAUUUUUCCGUACUUACUUCCACCGUUGUUUCAACAUACUUGUUGUUGUGCGUUAUUACACCGAGAACAUGAUUGUCUAUAGUAUCGUUUUAGAUUCGAGAUAUCAUUCAAACUGUUGAUAAUCAUGAAACGACUCAAACUAAAGGCAAGGAAUUGUGUGAAUUAUCUCUGAGCGAUCUGAAGCGUGUCAAAUUUGAGGUACAUGCAGAAGAUGCAAAAAGUCUUUAGAACACUUUAUGGAGAUCAUCUCUCAAAAAUUACACUCCCUUAAUCCAUUUCGUUCCUAGGGUCAUCUCUAUUGUAAAUAUCGCUCGUGUCGAGUUGCCCUGGGAAAGAAUGUGGCGAAACAGGGAACGAGAAGGAACUUGACAAUGCUCACCAAGUUAUUUUGGUCUGCUAUUUUGUUUCUAAGUGUCCCUAAGCUGUGCCAGUUGUGUAACAUUAAACUCUUGUAAAUGUCAACCUGCUGUAUAAAUAUUCAGAAUUAUUUUCGUAUUUAUUCGGUAGAAUUUCGUCGUGUUUA
Molecule: messenger RNA, 3538 nt
Organism: Lineus longissimus
Lineage: Eukaryota; Metazoa; Nemertea; Pilidiophora; Heteronemertea; Lineidae
Exons: 4
Coding region: 1284-1991 (235 amino acids)
Biological process (GO): innate immune response; central nervous system formation
Cellular component (GO): extracellular region
Molecular function (GO): Toll binding; growth factor activity
Source: RefSeq, a predicted model, not a curated record